This is a messenger RNA of Penicillium taxi, 1299 nucleotides long. RefSeq names its product acyl-CoA dehydrogenase family protein. The record is from RefSeq and is a predicted model, not a curated record. Gene Ontology annotation, molecular function: acyl-CoA dehydrogenase activity; flavin adenine dinucleotide binding. The transcript has a single exon. Bases 1 to 1299 code for a protein of 432 amino acids. Lineage: Eukaryota; Fungi; Ascomycota; Eurotiomycetes; Eurotiales; Aspergillaceae.
AUGUCUCGACUUCAAUUGCAACAUAUGCUCAAGUCGCGAAGGCAUUUACAGAUUCGCGCCUCCCUACCAAGACAUGCAUUUUCAACCUCGGCACGAUGUGCGAUCAUGGAACUGACCGGUUUCACCUCAGAACAGCUCACAGUUCGAGAAGCCGUUUCGCAAAUCUGCUCAAAAUUUCCCAACACAUACUGGCAAGAGCGCGACCAACUGGAGAAAGACCCCAGCGAGUUUCAUGCCGCCUUGGCGAAGGAUGGCUGGCUUGGUAUUGCACUGCCCGAAUCCCUCGGCGGAGCUGGACUGGGUAUUUCUGAGGCUACGAUGAUGAUGCAAACGAUCGCUCAAUCGGGUGCAGGCUUGGCAGGGGCGCAGGCCAUUCACGCCAAUGUAUAUGCCACGCAGCCACUGGCCAAGUUUGGUACGAAGAAGCAGCUUGAGACUAUCAUUCCAAAGAUUAUCAACGGCACUUGGCGUACUUGUUUUGGAGUAACUGAACCGAACACGGGACUUGAGACGCUGAAGCUUAAGACUUUCGCGACAAAGACCGCUGACGGGUACUCGGUUACUGGUCAGAAGAUCUGGAUUACGUGCGCACAGGUUGCUUCUAAGAUGAUUCUACUUGCGCGGACCACGCCUUUAGAGGAGGUCAAAAAGUCGACAAAUGGCUUGUCACUAUUCUGUAUCGAUCUCGACCGAGAGAAUCCCGGGCUCGACCUGCGCAAGAUUAAGAAAAUGGGUGGUCGCGCCGUAGAUGCGAACGAAGUCUUCUUGGACAAAUAUCCCAUACAUAAAAACACGCUCAUCGGCCAAGAAGGCCAAGGAUUUAAGAUAAUUUUGCAUGGCAUGAAUGCCGAGCGGUGCCUGCUAGCCGGCGAAGCGCUCGGUUUGGGUUAUUUAGCCCUGGAAAAGGCAGCCCAAUAUGCUAAAGAGCGAGUGGUGUUCGGACGGCCGAUCGGCCAGAAUCAAGGUGUGGCGCACCCACUGGCUGAUGCAUACAUGAAGCUGGAAGCGGCGAAGCUGGCUACAUACCACGCAGCUCGGCUCUACGACUCAGCCGACAGCUCGGUCCCGCUCCAUGCCAUUGGCGUGGCUUGUAACAGUGCAAAGUAUCUGGCGGCUGAGGCGGCGUUUAUUGCGUGCGAGAGGGCCAUCUUGGCUCAUGGUGGGAUGGGUUAUGCGAUGGAGUAUGAUGUAGAGCGAUACAUGCGAGAAUGUUUCGUGCCGAGAAUUGCGCCUGUGAGUCGUGAAAUGAUUCUCAACUAUAUAAGCGAGAAGGUGCUCCAGCUUCCUCGGAGUUAUUGA